UUAUGUUUAGUUUUGUGGAAGGAGACUAACUGAAAAUAUUGCACUUAUGAACAAUGUAAAGGCUACAGAGAAUCAGUUCUACCAUGACAGAUUCCCCUGCACUAAAUAAAACCCAACCUUUUUAUAAAAGAUAUUUUUCCUUCUUGUAUUUUCCAGCCUUAUCCAUAAGCGAUGCAUCUUUCAGAAGUAAUGAAUCAUCGUGGAUGUCAUUUGCUUCCUUUCAUAUCCGACACGAGACUCACAUUCAACUACAAUUUCAGCCUCUUUCUGCAGAUGGUAUCCUUUUUUAUACUGCUCAGCACCUUAGCCCUCGAUCAGGUGACUUUCUAUGUAUAUCCUUAGUAAAUGGAUUUGUACAACUACGCUACAGCCUUGGUGACAAGAUAGUCAUCUUACAGUCUCUUCAAAACGUAUGUACAAAUGGAAGUACAUGGCAUUUCCUUAAAGCAGGAAGAAUAGGUAAUGAAGGUUACCUGGAUCUGGAUGGCAUCAACAUUACCCAGAAAGCCAGUGCUGGAAUGACUGCCCUCGACAUAAACACAGAUUUCUAUGUCGGAGGAGUGUCAUCCUUAAAUCUUGUCAAUUCAAUGGCAAUAGAGAAUGAACCUAUAGGUUUCAGUGGGUGUAUACGAGAAAUUAUUAUAAACCACAGAGAACUAAAACUCACCGAGGCAGAUCCUAAAGAUGGUUCCAAUGUAGGUGACUGUGAUGGAACGGUUUGUGGGUACACAGUGUGCAAAAAUAAUGGUAAAUGUCAAGUUCAAAACUCAGGCUUUUCUUGCUUUUGUUCUCAACCCUGGACAGGGAACACGUGUGAACAAUCUGUUUACUGUUCACAUAAUGGUUGUCUGCACCAGGCUCUUUGUAUUCCUGAUCCCAUUUUAUUUUCAUACAGUUGUGCAUGUACACUAGGAUGGUCGGGUAGAUACUGUGACAAUGAAAUCUCAUUUUCUACUGCGAAAUUUGCAGGUAAUUCAUACAUCAAAUACACGGAUCCUCAUUAUGGACAGAGAGAUCUCAGAUUUACCAGUGUAUCUCUAAAUUUUACUACCAGUCAGAGUGAAGGCUUAAUUUUAUGGAUGGGAAAAGCUGAAAAUGAAGACAAUGAUUUCCUUGCAGUUGGUCUUACUAAUGGGACCUUAAAAGUUGUGGUUAAUCUUGGGGAAAAAAUCUCUGUACCUUUAAUUCACAGUAAACAUUCCCUUUGUUGCCAGAGAUGGCAUUUUGUCACCAUAGCUCAAAACCAGACUUCUGUUAAAGUGUACCUUGAUGAAUAUCUGGUUCUCUUUGAAGAUAUUGAUCCACAAAGAAAAUACAUUGCUCUAAACUAUGGAGGCAUUUGCUAUUUUGGUGGGUUUGAACUUGGCAGAAAAGUAAACACAGUCACUUCAGGGCUUUUUAGUCAGCAGCUAGUUGGUAAAAUUAAAGACGUUGUACUCUUUCAAGAUUCUAAAACAAUCCAAUUAAUUAAGGCAGAAGGCUACAAUGUUUAUGAUGGAGAUAGGGAUUAACUGAAAAAAAUUACGGCUAAAAACCCCCCACAUGAACAGAUGAGUAGGUUUAUACUCCACCCUGUCUAUUGGCUAGUAAUAUUAGAAUAAGACUCCUUUUUAGUAACACGCUUAAUAGUAUUACGCACACGCUGUAACUACUUGCUUGCUACUAUAAACUACCAAACUUUUUAUAUAGUUGGAUGAAUAGCACAGAUGAAAAAUGGUCAAAUUUACUUAUGAUACUAAUCUCAUUUCUAGUUACUGUUUUGAAAACAGGAAACUUUGAUUUUAUAGAUUUAUUUUGCCUGAGACAGUUUUGUACUCUGAAAGUGAUAGUUUACAAGAAUAAAUGCCCUGAGAAAUGUUUAAAUUAAUGGCCUCCUUUCCAGCUUCUUUAGCCUAGCAUUCUCAAGUACACUGUAUUAGUAAAGAAAUAGAAAGGCAGACAUCAGAAACCAAUUCUCAGGGAGGGUGAUGGAGUACAGGUUGCCUAGUUUUACCUGGAAUUCCUGGAAAUCAACUGGCAAUAGUAUACAGAAAAUUAACUACAUUUGCCAGAGUUUUAUUUACACACACACAAAUCUGUCUACUAUCAUCCAGAAUCCAGUACUUUUCCCAUUUAUUUUAAGAUCAAAAAGUUUAUCCAAGUCUUAGUUUCUCUUACAAAUUGCUUGUAAAGCAUGAAAAAGUCAGCAUUUGUAGAAUAACCUCAUGCACAUACAGUGUUUCAUAGGAAAACACUGGAGUUUUCCUUCAGUGUAGGUUGAGAUUUUCCAAGAUGUCUAGGGGAUAUAGCCACAGAUCUCCCACUGAAGUUCAAUCCUCGAGUCAGCUUAAAACCUCAACCACAGAUAAAACACUUUUAAGCAAAGUAAACAAGUUUAAUUCAUUUUGCAAAUGCCUAGUUAUCAUUACUUUAAUGAUCAGUACUUUAACAAACAAGAAAUAAAACAAAGAUACUUGUGUUAUAUUUAAUGUGCUCAGUUAUAAUAUGGCCUCCAAUGCUAUUUAAAUUUUUCAUUUCAAUCGACUGCUAUUAAUUUACUGUAUAAAUAAAAUAUUUACAUCAAAACAAAAGUGGUGGAUUUCUACCUUCUUCCCUUUUAUUACAGCUCAAGAUCAAGCUCUCUUCUCAUAUUAGGAAUUAACUAUAUAUAUAUAUACACACAUACAUAUAUACAUAGUGUACUCAACUGCAGAGAAGAGACAUUACAUGGAUUUAUUUCAAGAUACAAAACCUGCUACUCAGCAAGAAUCAAGUAAGUAAAAGGCUGGAUGCUUUCUAACGAGACAAUAUAAAUAAUUUAAAUCUAUCUGAAGUACCCAGUGAAACGUCAAAAUUCCAGGCCCAUUUCAGGAUACAUAUAAAGCAGCAAUAUCUCCCUUAGUUCAUCAAACUAUUUCUUAAAUAUUAAGGGACAACAGUCAAUACUGUGGGACAGACACUUGCUUGGUCCACUUCUUUAUGCUGUUCAGACAAUGCAAAGGAAGCGGAAAUUGCUCACAAGUCCUUUGCUGGAGAUUUCUCCAGUGUAAGAUUGUCCUCAAUGAGCACAGAGGUUCCUGUGCCUCGCUCUUCCCAGUAGACAUAUCAGAAAUAGAAGAGUAGCUGAAGAAUAUUGCUUUCCAGCUACCCCCCAAUGGACUGUUGCCAUUUAGCAAGUUAAAGAAGCCUACUAGGAUAACUGGUGCCAAGAAGCAGGGAGAAGUAACAGGUAUAUUAGGAAGGUUAUCGGUUCUCAGCUAUUCCUUUUUCCUCCUUUUCCCAGGCUACCUCUUGGUGGGAGGGGAAGGGAGCCAUCUAUCCUGCUCUCUUCCCCAAGUCUCCCACAGCCUAGCAGCUAGCCAGACAAUGAAGUAACCAGUUACUCCUUCCCCUUCUCCCACCAUGUGAUGCAGCAGGGGAACAGUUAACAGCUGCUCACAACACCCCCAGCUCACACCCGAGGAACUCCCAUGGCUACAGGGGAGAAUAUGGGAGGCAAACUGGGGAGGCAGCACCCUACAGUACUGCUCUAUAGUGAUGAGAUGUAUUCAAACACUUCAGUUUAGUAACUGAAGGGCAGGACUCUGGGAACAGAUUUCCCAGUUGUCAUCAACUAAAAUGUUCUUAACACAGGUGUCUUUGAAAGCCACAAUUGAGAGCCACAUGUUGGACACCAUUGUUACACCA
Messenger RNA from Chelonoidis abingdonii (Abingdon island giant tortoise), 3666 nucleotides. NCBI's taxonomy places the organism in Eukaryota, Metazoa, Chordata, Testudines, Testudinidae. The record is from RefSeq and is a predicted model, not a curated record.